Molecule: messenger RNA, 1582 nt
Organism: Gossypium raimondii (Peruvian cotton)
Lineage: Eukaryota; Viridiplantae; Streptophyta; Magnoliopsida; Malvales; Malvaceae
Product: ribose-phosphate pyrophosphokinase 4
Exons: 7
Coding region: 72-1238 (388 amino acids)
Biological process (GO): 5-phosphoribose 1-diphosphate biosynthetic process; purine nucleotide biosynthetic process
Cellular component (GO): ribose phosphate diphosphokinase complex; cytoplasm
Molecular function (GO): magnesium ion binding; ribose phosphate diphosphokinase activity
Source: RefSeq, a predicted model, not a curated record
AAACAUAAAAAUAGAUAAUACUAAAACCUGAUAUUAUCAAGGGAUACCAUCAAUUAACAGUGUGCCCGCCUAUGGCGGCCAUUUCGGCACAACUCGCUUCCUUUAAAUCAUUUUCGAGUUUGUUAAACGACAAGAAGUGCAGUCGGUUUUGGUGUCAGAUCAAGAGUUUUGAAAAUCAGCAUUCGAAUUGGAGCGUCGAAUUCCUCUCCGGAAAAGAAUCGGUUCAUUUGAUCCGGAAUUCAUCUCCGUCGAUAUCAAUGGCCGCCUCCGUCGCCGGUUCCGCCGUUAAACCCGCCAAAAAAGUCUGCCUUUUUUAUUGCUCCGAGACCGAGGUGCUCGCCAAGAGAAUCGCUGCUGAUUCAGAUGCAAUUGAGCUCCGCAGCAUAAAUUGGCGGACAUUUGAGGAUGGAUUUCCGAACUUGUUUAUACCUAAUGCACAUGGAAUUCGAGGACAGAAUGUAGCUUUUCUAGCUUCGUUUAGCUCACCGGCGGUGAUUUUCGAGCAGUUAUCGGUGAUCUAUGCUUUGCCGAAACUGUUCGUUUCAUCGUUCACGCUAGUUCUCCCGUUUUUCCCAACUGGAACUUCGGAGCGAAUGGAAGACGAAGGAGAUGUUGCCACGGCUUUCACUCUUGCUAGGAUAUUGUCCCAUAUACCGACCUCUAGGGGAGGCCCUACUAGCUUAGUAACAUUCGAUAUCCAUGCUUUGCAGGAGAGAUUCUACUUCGGUGAUACUAUUUUGCCUUGCUUUGAGAGUGGGAUACCUUUGCUUAAGAAUAGGCUUCAAAAGCUUCCCGACUCUGACAAAAUAUCCAUUGCUUUUCCCGAUGAUGGUGCUUGGAAAAGAUUUCAUAAACAGCUGCAACAUUUUCCAACUAUUGUUUGUAAUAAAGUUCGGAUAGGGGACCAACGAAUCGUACGCAUCAAAGAGGGAGAUGCUACAGGACGGCAUGUGGUGAUUGUUGAUGAUUUGGUUCAAUCAGGUGGGACUCUGAUUGAAUGCCAGAAAGUAUUAGCAGCCAAUGGAGCAACAAAAAUAAGUGCAUAUGUGACGCAUGGAAUUUUCCCUAAAAGCUCGUGGCAACGCUUUGAACAUGAUAAUGGAGGGCAACCUGAGAAAGGGCUAACCUAUUUCUGGAUCACUGAUUCAUGCCCUCACACGGUGAAAGAGGUAAAGUGCAAACGUCCUUUUGAAAUUCUUAGCCUUUCUGGUUCCAUUGCAGCUGCUCUUCAGGUAUAAAAGUAACCCUUUCAAAGUUACUAAUAAAUCAAUUCAUUACAUUUUUUGAGUGAAUUUAAGUUGUUUUGUUUAUAGAAAAUAAAAUGUAAUGAGAUUAGAACCCUCCUUCGGCAGCAGAAUUUUCUAUUUAGGUUAUUCGGGUUUUUUUCUUUCGAUUUUUGGGUAUGUUACUCAGAGUUGGAUGUUGAUGUUGAGUACGGGUAUAUCUUAUUUAGUUAUGUUCAAAUUUCCUUUUCAAAAUUUCGUAUGAUCUGUGAGUCGUGUUCUCAUACUUGUAUUUGAAUAUUUGGUUGGUUACGAUAUCAAAUACGGAUACUAUAUGCAUAUCGCAAUACUUUUACGAA